Molecule: messenger RNA, 651 nt
Organism: Adineta ricciae
Lineage: Eukaryota; Metazoa; Rotifera; Eurotatoria; Adinetida; Adinetidae
Source: the annotation of a GenBank genome assembly
AUGGCUUCAUUAGCAACCUCGUCGAACAUCAAAAUAGUUCCGCUAGUAUCUGAAUAUCGGCAAGCAGUUGUUAACUUAUUGAUGAGUUCUUUUUUUAUACAAGAACCUUUGAAUGCACAACUUCAGUUCGAUAUUCCACAUGAACCAUUAACAUGGAUUGACUAUCUUGUCGAUGAAUCAUUACGUACUGAAUGUUCAUUUGUAGCUAUUGAUACCACAAGUUCCUAUCCGUCUGUGAUUGGAGUUAUAUUAAAUGGAAUAUCCGAUCGAACGCGCAAAGAAAAGGAUAUCAUCGUUGAAUCGGAAAAGCUGAAUUUUAUUUUGUCACUCUUCGACAAAGUAUCCAAUGGUUCUGAUCUAUUCGAAUUAUAUAAAACUGAUCGGUUAUUUCAUUUCGAUAUAAUUAAUGUAGAUGAACAUCAACGUCGCCAGAAUAUAAGUGGACGAUUAAUCGAAACAUCGGAAGAGAAAGCUCGGCAGUUAGAUCUUAAAGCUGCAUUUGUGAUUUGCAGUAGUUUAUACUCACGAAAAGCAUUCGAACGUCGACACUAUGCUGUUAUCAACGAGAUUUUAUACGCGAUACAUGGAAACGGACGAUUAAAUGACAUGGGUGAACAUGAUCGUUGUAGUCUUUUAGCAAAACGAUUGUAA